GCUCUCCCCCCCCCAGUGCUGUGCUGUGGGGGUCCCAGGCGCUCUCUCCUCCCCCCCCCCCAGUGCUGUGGGGCGAUGUGGGGGUCCUAGGCUUGCUCUCUCUCACCCCUAGUGCUGUGCUGUGCCGGCGGGUUCCUGCUGGGGCUGAUGUUUGUGCAGCGCUCGGGCAGCUACUUCGUCUCCAUGUUCGAUGACUAUUCGGCCACCCUGCCCCUGGUGGCCGUCGUGGCCUGUGAGGCCGUGUCCGUGGCCUGGGUCUAUGGGGCGGACAGGUUCCUGGCAGAGGUGGAGACCAUGCUGGGCUGGCGGCCCUGGCGGAUGGGCUGGCGGCCCUGGAGGCUCUAUGGCUACAUGUGGCGUUACGGCAGCCUCCUGGCCAUGCUGGGACUGCUGCUGGCCAGCCUGGGGCAGAUCUGCCGCAGCCCCCCCACCUACCAGGCCUGGGACCAGGUGCAGGUGAGACCCCCCCGUGGGUGUGGAGCCGGGGCAGAGGGUCCAUGGGCAGGGCAGGGCGGGGAGCCAGGACACCGGGGCAGAUGGGCCA
Messenger RNA from Chelonoidis abingdonii (Abingdon island giant tortoise), 544 nucleotides. Its product is annotated as sodium-dependent neutral amino acid transporter SLC6A17-like. The record is from RefSeq and is a predicted model, not a curated record. Lineage: Eukaryota; Metazoa; Chordata; Testudines; Testudinidae. Gene Ontology annotation, biological process: sodium ion transmembrane transport; nitrogen compound transport; amino acid transport. Gene Ontology annotation, cellular component: plasma membrane.